AUCGGAAUUGCAGCUCUAUUUUUUAAUGACAACAAAUUACAAGGAUUAGUACUAUAAUAUAAUAAUAAUAGUGUCCACCGCCAGAAUAAAGUCGGUUAAACGGGGGGCUAUUUAAUCCAAAUUAGGCCGACAAUUGUGAUUUCCAUAUUACACCAAAUUCAAUCGCUUCUUAAACAGAAACCCUAAAUUCCGGUAUUUUUUCAACUCCCAAUUCUUGAAAAUUUCAAUCAAGAUGGUGACUGAAACGGCGGCGAAACCUCCCCGAUGGAGCGAUCUUGGAGAAGACGACGAAGACUUCGAUCAAUAUCUGCUGCCGCCAAAGCAGGUGAUCUUUCCGGACGAGAAUGGACAUAAGAAAGUAAUCGAGUACAAGGUGGACGAGAACAACAGGAGAAUUAAGGUCACUACCACCAGCGUUGUCCGCAAAGUUUGCGUUAGGGCGAACGUCGCCGACCGCCGCUCCUGGCCCAAGUUCGGCGACGCCGUUCAUGAAGAUGUCGGUGCGCGCCUAACUGUGGUCUCCAAUGAAGAAAUCCGCCUCGAACGCCCUAAAGCCGCCGGUACCUCACAAGAGGAAGAGAUUAAUUCAGGAGAUCCGAAUAAAGGAGGAGGUGGUGUUAUCAUGGUUUGCAGAGUCUGUGGGAAGAAGGGUGAUCACUGGUCAGCGAGGUGUCCGUAUAAGGAUUUGGUGCCUGAGGGUGGUACUUUUGUUGAGCCAUCACAGUCGAACCAUCUCCCUCCUGAUGGUUCCAUUCCAAAACCAGCAAAAUAUGUCCCUCCAAUUAAAAAAGAAGGAUCUGAAAGACGGAGGAAUGAAGAGAACUCUGUGAGAGUAACCAACCUUUCAGAGGACACGAGUGAGCCCGACUUGGAGGAGUUGUUUGGUCAAUUUGGUCCGGUGAGCCGAGUUUAUGUAGCUCGUGAUCAGAAGGGAGGUGGCAUAAGCAGAGGGUUUGGUUUUGUGAAUUUUAGAAACAAGGAAGAUGCUGAGAGAGCCAUUGCCAAACUGAACGGAUAUGGUUAUGAUAAUCUCAUCCUUAGAGUUGAAUGGGCUGCUCCAAGAACGAACCUCUCUCAUUGAUGAGUUUUUGAGACAUUUCACCCUGGGGGGGUGGUGGUGUUUUUUUUUUUUUUUAAAGUUUUUGUGCUUUUGAAAUCUGUAGAGAAUUAUUACAUUCCAAUUUAACUUUCUAUUGUUUUUGGAGAUAUCUUUUUUUUUUUUGAGACCUUCACAGUGAAGGUAACAAAAAUAUCAAUUUGGGUGCUCUUUAGUUCUCUGGAAUGAACCCAUAACAGGGCAAAGAAAUUUUACUCUCCCGUCUAGAUAUGAUGGUUUUGUUUAAAAUUUCACUUUUAUAAUAUUAAAAGGAUGACUUGAUAGGAUUCCCAACAGCAUCGUUCCUGUGCAUGGCUAUCCCAACGUGCGAAUUUCAGCCGAAUACUUUUGAGCAUGAAACAUACGGAAUUGAAUAUGCACAUUUUCGUAUUGGGACUUGGAAUACAAUAGUAUACGGGAGGAUUUAAUAAGAAUUUGGAGGAUGCAUUUUGUAAGAAUUUCUCCAACAAAUUAGGAUGUGAAAUAAACAGACUAGAGUUCAGUAACUAUAGUUCCACAUCUUGUAUUGCGACAUACAACGUUCUAUUUGUUCCAGAUGAUUUCAGAUGGGCUGGCUUGGUCACAAAUCCUGGCUCUCGCAAUGGCCCUUCUAUGAUGAAUGGACACAUUUGACCCGAUUCAUCUUACUAAGUUCGUUCGUUACAAUCUGGAAUGAUUUCUGCAAUAAUUGACAAACACAAUCGAUUCAUGAUAUUUUAACAUGCGCGAACUAUGAUCCUAAGAAUGAAAAUGGAAAACCAGAACUCAGAAAUGAUAGACACCACGAAAUUAGAAAUUCUUUCAAACUAAAGUGCGUGGAUCACCAAAAAUGUCCAGAAAACUAAGUUUCAACAUUCAGCCACAAUCUAGGAUGAACAAGAAAAUGCAUCAUUUGGUUAUGCUGUCGGUCUCAGAGAACUUACCAUCAAAAUGAGUUUCAGUUAGUGCAUAGAAUUGUGAUAGCCUUUUGACACAUUUGUUAAUUAAGACAUAGAUACGUACCUUCAUCAAAUACAAUUAGAUUAAGGAAGAGGGACACUUAGGGAUCCAGCAUCAAGCAAUCUUGGGAGUAUCUGCAUUCAUGGUACGCAAAUAUUCAAGUUUUCAAUAGCAACAUAUCAAGGAUGUAGAUACAAGAGCUGCUAGGAACCAUACCUCCCCAAGUCGAGCAUUGAUUCUCAAAGGUACAAACUUAUCAGCUCGUGUCUCGCCAAUAUUCACAAUUGCAGUCGCAGCACCAGUUUCAUGAGCAGCUCUAAUGCAAAAUUAAUUUUUUUUUAUUAAAAGGUAACAUUAAUGAAUGUCCUAUCGUGAACAAUAACAACAAAUUUACAUUCAAGAUUCGUAUCCACAGAUUCAACUUGGAAUGUGAACCUUAACACUACAAACACUCUAAUGGGUAUUUAUCUCUUUAGUCUUUCACCAUGAAAAUGUUCAAUCGAGCUGCCCAAAUCAUCCAAAAUUCCAAGGUAGUUACGCAAUAUAUUUACAAUCAUAACAUUUCCAGUGAUGAAAACGGUCAGCAGAUUCUUAGUUCGUUUAGGUCAUCUCUAACAAUUAGAGUCUAGCUAAUUGUGAUCGCAUAAUGAUAUGAACACAUUCAAAGGAAGAGAUUCAUUAGCUUGUACAUUUUAUGAGGGAAAAAGAGAGAAGAAAGUUUAUUAUUUGGUUGCUAAAUGCAAACUGUUCAGUUAAACAAUGAAAUCCAUAUAGAAGACUCGUUCUUUAUUUGAUAAUUCCAACAGCACUGAAACAGGAAGAAAAUAAUAAGAAGGAAUGGGGCCUACUUCGGAUUCAAGUUCAACAGGUGCCCUAGCUAUGUGUUAAGAACUGAAUACUGAUAUCAUGGUGUCCAAAGAAGAGAUAUUUUCCCAAGUUAUGAAUAUCCUGAAGGCUAAAGAGGAUACACUUGGUAUUAUAUGGUCAAACUAUUCAUGGGAUCACGCCUAAUACACCUUGACAGAUCUAUGAUUAGAUCAUAACUGACAAUAUUGGAUAGACCGCUGAAACAAUUUGGUAAAACUAUACAUCACAAAGGAAGACAACUUUUCCGAGUGAACAAUAAGGUAGAGAUAUCAUACAGAAUUCAGCUGUUAUUAAUUCAGGCACAAUCCACCAACUAUGUGGUCCCUGAGAAAAAGCCAGAAAUGCCUAAAUUAAGAAGAAAAAGAAGCAGCAGAAAUGCAUCUGAAACAAGAUGCAUGAUGAAAGCUUGAAAGUCGACAAAAUUAUGCAGAUUGUCAGCCGAUAUGUAUUGGUGUCAAUGUGUUUCUAUAGCUGGGCAUGUAAAAGCUUCUUCUAGAUUUUGGUAACAGCCAUUGAAAGACCAUAAGUUCAGAAAAGCGGUGUAGCCAAAUGUCAAAUACUGUUCCUAAACUUGGCCAAUAAGCUAAAGAUAUUAUCAAGUAAAUUGUGUAAGAAACCUUGAAAGCUGGAGUAGUGGCACAGCCGCACAGCUCAAAUAAUAUAAAAAUGAAGGUUGUAACCUCAAAGAAGUAGACUUCAGGUCAACCCUUGCCAAGAAAGCAAAUUGCAGUCUAAAGUUAUGUGUACACAAAAACCUAAACAUAUACAACAGGGAAAAUGACCAAGGUAUAUUUUACCCCACUAUGCGAAGUUAAUAAUCUAGAUGAUAUGUUGCCAUCAUACCCUGUUAAGAAAGUACAUUGAUAUAAACUCAUCAUGCCUUUUUAAAUAAUUUCUUUCUAACUCUUUUAAGGUCUUCCCUUUGACCUUACACUUCUAAUUUGAUUUAGAUACUCAUCAUCUUACUGGUGGAAUCUGUGGACCUCCUCUGCACUUGCCAAAACCAUCUUAAGCGGAAGCCCCCACUUUUCUUUCUAUUGCAUUCAUCUAUUUGUGUAACCCCACCCCCCCCCCCCCCCGUCUUUAUCAUCGAGUAUGUCCACAAAUCGAUCUCACCUUUACUUCUCUUACAUCUUGUGGCCACUAUUCGAAUCUACAAAACAUAGAACUUCUCUUUCAAUUUCAAAGACAAUUUAUUAAAUCUUUUGGAUGUGCUUUUUCUAGCUGACUAAUUUUGAGAUUCACUAUAUUGACCUCUCUAUGAUUACUUCCAUACAAUCAAGUUUUAAACUCAUAGUAAAACUAUAAGAUGUAAAAGCUCAAAUCGAAAUUUAAAAUUUGGUAUCUAUUUCCUGUCUCAUUAUUCACACACCUACCACUAUUCACAGCAUGAUGUUUAGUCUGCAUAUUAUUUUUUUGUUGAUAGUAGACAAUUCUCAUGAAUAGUAAACUUCUAAGUAAUUCUUCAUCGGCUAUACACAUUAUAAGUCGUUCUAAUUAGAAUAGGGUGUUAUUCCUUUGUGUUAGAGCUACUACCAAGUAGUAAUUGCUUCUAAUUGGACA
Molecule: messenger RNA, 4465 nt
Organism: Oldenlandia corymbosa var. corymbosa
Lineage: Eukaryota; Viridiplantae; Streptophyta; Magnoliopsida; Gentianales; Rubiaceae
Source: the annotation of a GenBank genome assembly